Molecule: messenger RNA, 3421 nt
Organism: Chionomys nivalis (European snow vole)
Lineage: Eukaryota; Metazoa; Chordata; Mammalia; Rodentia; Cricetidae
Product: ankyrin repeat domain-containing protein 24-like
Exons: 20
Coding region: 1-3216 (1071 amino acids)
Molecular function (GO): actin binding
Source: RefSeq, a predicted model, not a curated record
AUGAAGCAGCUGUGUCUUUGCGCAUCCGCCUCCUUCGCGGGCCAAGACUGGGGCAAAAAUGACCAGCGCCUGCUCCAGGCCGUGGAGAACAACGAUGCAGCCAGAGUGGCCUCGUUGAUCGCCCACAAAGGGCUGGUCCCCACAAAACUGGACCCCGAGGGCAAGUCUGCGUUCCACUUAGCGGCCAUGAAGGGUGCCGUGGGCUGUCUGGAGGUGAUGCUGGCUCAAGGCUCAGACGUCAUGAGCACAGAUGGAGCAGGUUACAACGCCCUUCACCUGGCAGCCAAGUAUGGGCACCCCGAGUGCCUGAAGCAGCUCUUGGAGGCUUCCUGCGUGGUGGACAUUGAGGACAGCAGUGGGUGGACAGCCCUUCAUCACGCAGCGGCUGGUGGCUGUCUGUCCUGUUCAAAGCUGCUCUGCUCUUUCAAGGCACACAUGAACCCCCGGGACCGGUCGGGCGCCACGCCCCUCAUCAUAGCGGCCCAGAUGUGUCACACAGAUCUCUGCCGCCUCCUCCUGCAGCAGGGGGCUGCAGCAAACGACCAGGACCUGCAAGGCAGGACAGCCUUGAUGCUGGCGUGUGAGGGGGCCAGCCCGGAGACCGUUGAAGUACUCCUGCGGGGUGGAGCCCAGCUGGGCAUCACUGAUGCCCUGGGCCAGGACGCCACUCACUACGGAGCCCUGACGGGGGACAAAGUCAUCUUGCAGCUUCUACAGGAGUUUGCACAACGCCCUUCACCUCCCAGUGCCUCUCUAGAGGAUGACUCCGGAGAGGCCUCGUCUCAGAACUCGGUGUCCAGCCAUGAAAAGCAAGGGGCCCCCAAGAAGCGGAAGGCACCCCAACCUCCAGCCAGCAUGUCUGUUCCCGACGAUCAGGAUGCUUAUGAGGAGAUUGUGCGUCUGCGCCAAGAGAGAGGCCGGCUCCUGCAGAAGAUCAGGGGCCUGGAACAGCACAAGGAAAGGAGGAGAAAGGAGGCAGAGGCCAGCUCAGUGCACAGCCUGGAGAGGCAGGUGCAGGAGCUGCAGCAACUGCUGGCAGAGAAGCAGGAGGAGAAGGAGAGUCUGGGCCGGGAGGUAGAGAGCCUGCAGAGCCGCCUGUCCCUUCUGGAGAAUGAUAGAGAGAACACCAGCUACGACGUGGUCACCCUGCAGGACGAGGAGGCUGAGAUGCCUGACUUUCCAGGAGCUGAUGCGUUGUUGUCAAAGCAGCAACGUCUGUCAGCUGAGGAGCUGGUGGCAUCCCUGCAGGAGCAGGUGGCUCAGCUCACCAGGCAGAACCAGGAGCUGUUGGAGAAGGUCCAGAUCCUUGAGGAGUUUGAGAAGGACGAGGUGCAGAUGGUGGAAGACAAUCAGCCUGAAGUGGUCCCUCUGGUCUUGUAUGAUACUCUGAGGACAGAACUUGAGCAGCUCCGGAGGCAGCACACAGAGGCCAUGCAUGCACUGCAGGAGCAGCGGGAGGUGGCCAGGGGUCAUGGAGAGGAGACAGUACAGAAGGAGAGCACGGACAAGGGGACCACCACCCAGAAUGGUCCUAGCGUCCCGGAGCUCAAUGGCACCACAUAUCCAGAAACCACAGCAAACGGCACCACCGAACCCCAAGCAGGAGGCUCCUUGGGCACCGGGAACACAGAAGCCAGUGCUUCAGAAGUGACACCCAUAGAGCCCGAGGCUGCAAGUUCAGACGCCACGGGGAAAGGUGCUGCGGCAGACGAGGCUGUGGACACGAGAACCACUGGGGCUCUGGCCCUAGACGUGAAAGCUGUAGGUGACAAAGCUGAAAGCGAGCCGGUGGUGGCGGAAGCCAUGGGGGGAAAAGGGAAUCCAGGCAUGGAGGCUGAUGGGGUGCGUGCGGUGCAGGAGGGGCUCCCGGGCACAGGGGUUAGAAACAUGGAGGCCACGGGAGUAGAAUUGCGGGAUACCGGAGUUCAGGCCACAGCAGCAGAGUCCACGGCAGUGAAGACCACGGGAGUGCAGGCCACAGUGGCAGAGGUCAUAGGAGUGAAGGUCACAGGAGUGCAGGUCACAGCAACAGAGGACACAGUAGUCAAGGCAACUGGAGCAGAAGCCCCGGGAGCAGAAGCCACGGGGACGCAGGCCACUGUGACUGAGGCCAAGGGAGCUGAGGUUACGGAAACUCAGGCCACCACCCUGGAAACCACGGGAGCAGAGGAGACCACGGGGUCACAAGCCAUGGCCGUAGAGACCACAGGCGCGCAGGCCACUGUGACAAAGGCCAACGGAGCCGAGGCCAUAGGACUCAAGGCCACGGAAGCCGAGGCCGCUUGCGCAGAGGGUCCCUGUGCUGCGGUCCUGCACCCGGGGGCAGCGGCAGCGGCGGCGGCGCUGCAGGCCGAGCUGGAGACCCGAAUCCGAGGCCUGGAGGAGACGCUUCGCCUGCGGGAAAGGGAGGCGGCGGCCGAGCUGGAGGCCGCCCGGGGCCGAUUUGCGGAGGCCGAGGAGGCGGCACGGGGGAGGAGCCGCGAGCUGGAGACGCUGCGGGAGCUGCUGGCCACGGCCACGGCCACGGGCGAGCGCGCACGCGAGGAGGCCGCCGAGCUGCGCCGAGCGCUGACGGCCUCCGAGGCUCGGGCUGCGGAGCUCAGCUCCGCGCACGAUGCGGUCCGCGAGGAGCUCGAGCGCGUGCGCGGGGCCUCGGUGCCUGCGGACGAGCACGAGCAGGCGCUGGCCGCGCUGCGCGACCACGUGACCCGGCUGCAGGCGCAGCUGGAGGAGCUGGCGCGCAAGCACGAGAGGACGAGCGCCGAAGUCUUCCAGGUGCAGCGGGAGGCAUUGUUUAUGAAGAGCGAGAGACACGCGGCCGAGGCCCAGCUGGCCACGGCCGAACAGCAGCUCCGGGGGCUUCGUACAGAGGCCGAGAGGGCACGCCAGGCGCAGAGCCGUGCCCAGGAGGCCCUGGACAAGGCCAAGGAGAAGGACAAGAAGAUCACAGAACUGUCUAAAGAAGUCUUCUCACUGAAGGAGUCUCUGAAGGCGCAGCAGGCAGCCCCUGCCAGCUCUGAGGAGGAGGAAGCCCUCCGCGGCCAGGUGGCGGCCUUGCAGCAGCGCAUGGAGGAGGAGACCCGGGAGCACGGUGCCGUUGUGGCUUUAUACCGUACCCAUCUCCUGUAUGCCAUUCAGGGACAGAUGGAUGAGGACGUCCAGUGCAUUCUCAGCCAGAUCCUGCAGAUGCAGCGCUUGCAGGCUCAGGGUCGCUGAGGACACAGCUGGGCUCUUCACUCUCCGUCCUUCACCACUGCGAGCUGAAGCCACAGAGACCACCUUCCCUUUCCCAUGCCCCAGGGUGCUGAACGGACUCAGCAGGCUCUGGGAGCCAGCCUGGGACCUUACCCAUCACUCCACGGCUUACAGCACUCCCCAUCUGAUGGUACAAUUCCCACGAUGCCAUCUGUAUCCCACCCAU